CUGUCACCCGCAUAAAAUCCUGCAACAGUGCUCAGAAGAAAGAGACCUUUGGAAGGGUUGAAACCCACCUCAGGUCUCUCUAAAACUUUGACAUAAGCAAGGAUAGAUUCAUCUAAUUCUCUUUGUAUAUAUUUUGAAUCUUUAAAUCAAGAAAAGGCCAGAGACCCAUUUAUGUGCUCUGCAUCUCCUUCUAGUGGUAUGUAAGUGCUCUGCAUCUCCUUCUAAGCUCCAUUAAAUGGCUGCGUAAGACCUUCUCGCUAAAUCUUGGUUGUUUCUGCAACUGGGUCUUGUUUCUUUACCAAGUAAAAACUACUCAUUAGUUGUUUGCCCUUUUGUCUCUCCUUUUCUAAUCUUAAUUUUUCUGGGUCUUUCUUGUUGGUGUUCAUAGUUUCUUGUGUGUUUUCCUUUUCCUUUUUUAUUUUUAUUUUCAGAGGUGAGGAAUUUUUAAUUUCAUGGCCAAAUGAAGAGUAGUCAAUCACAAAGAUGUCUGUAAUAGAAAUUUUGUGUUCUCUAAUAUUCCGUUGUACGAUGCAGAACUGUGUUAGUAAAUUCAAUGUAAAGAGUUGAUUGGCUUUUGUUUUUGUUUUUCUUUUUUUUCCCUUUCUUGGUCCACUUAUUUUAAACAGUCAUAGUCAUUGGAUUCCCAAUUAGUUCCAUUCUUGUGUUGUUAUCUUUGAUUGGUGUGUGAUUAUGGAAACUUGGGGUUUCUUUCAUUUUAUGGGCAUGAUUUUGUUCCCUCUCCUUCUAUCUGAACCUUGUAUGGCAAGUGUUCAACAUAUUGCCAAGAUGAAUAAAGGAUUUCAAGGGUCUCAAAUGACUUGGAUAGACAAUAAUGGGUUGUUCCUUGUAUCCAAUAACUCCAAUUUUGGUUUCGGUUUCACCACUACCCAAGAUGUCACUUUGUUUCUUCUUGCUGUCAUUCACCAAAGCAGUUCAACACUAGUCUGGUCUGCAAAUAGUGCCUCCCCUGUUCACAAUUCCGAUAACUUUGUGUUUGAUGAUAGCGGGAACGCUUACCUACAAAGUGGGGGAAUCACAAUUUGGUCUACAAAUACCACAGGCAAAAGGGUUUCAGCAAUGGAAUUGCUUGACUCGGGAAAUCUGGUUUUGCGUGCGAACGAUAGUAGUGUCGUUUGGCAGAGUUUUGCCCAUCCCACAGACACCCUUUUGUCCAACCAAAACUUCACCGAAGGAAUGAAAUUGGUGAGCAAUCCCGAUUCCAAUAACUUGAGUUAUUUCUUAGAAAUCAAUUCCGGGGAUAUGAUUCUUUAUGCAGGGUUUCAACCCCCACAACCUUAUUGGUCUAUGGGCAAAGAUAACCGGAGAACCAUCAACCAAGAGGGUGGGGUUGUCACUUUGGCAUCUCUUGAUGCCAAUUCAUGGAAGUUUUAUGAUCAAAACAAAGUCUUAUUGUGGCAGUUUGUUUUCUCUGAUAACAUUGAUCCAAAUGCCACUUGGGUUGCAGUUUUAGGAAACGAUGGCUUGAUUACCUUCUCCGCUCUUCAGACGGCAGGUUCAAGUGGUCCUUCACCAACGAAAAUACCUAAUGAUCUAUGUAGCACCCCUUUACAUUGUGGUGCAUAUUAUGUUUGUUAUAGUGGAAACACGUGCCAGUGUCCUUCCAAUCUCAGCUCCCUUCCAAAUUGCAACCCGGGGAUUGUCUCCCCGUGUGAUCCAUCCAAUGGUGCUACAGAGCUUGUUAAAGCAGGAGAUGACCUCAGCUAUUUCGCGCUUGGUUUUGUUUCACCCAUCUCUACAACUGAUUUACAUGGUUGCAAAGCCUCUUGCCUUGGUAAUUGCUCAUGUGUUGCUUUGUUCUUUGAAAAUAGCUCGGGAAAUUGUUUUCUUUUUGACAGUGUAGGAAGCCUCCAAAACUCAAACAAUGGUGGUGCUUUCGUUUCAUAUAUCAAGGUUCUAAGUGGUAACAACACCGGAGGUGGUGGAAGCAGCCAGAAACCCUUCCCAUAUGUCAUCAUCAUAGCUAUUUCGACAGUUGUAGUGAUUAUUGGUCUGCUUUUCGGUGGAUAUUUUUACUACCGAAGGAAGAGGAAAUUGCAGGAGUCUCCCAAAGAUUCUUCAGAGGAGGAUAAUUUCUUGGAGAAUUUAUCUGGGAUGCCAAUACGUUUCAGUUACAAAGAUCUUCAAACCGCAACAAACAACUUUUCUAUUAAGCUCGGACAAGGAGGGUUUGGCUCGGUUUACCAAGGGGUUUUGCCAGAUGGGACUAGACUUGCCGUGAAGAAAUUGGAAGGAAUUGGUCAGGGAAAGAAAGAAUUCCGAGCUGAAGUUAGUAUCAUCGGUAGCAUCCACCAUCUCCAUUUGGUGAGGAUCAAAGGCUUUUGUGCUGAAGGAACGCAUCGGCUUCUUGCUUACGAGUACAUGGCGAACGGGUCUUUGGACAAAUGGAUCUUCAGGAGAAACGAAGAGGAUUUCAUGUUGGAUUGGAACACGCGAUUCAGUAUAGCAUUGGGAACGGCCAAAGGACUGGCGUAUCUCCAUGAGGAUUGUGAUGCAAAGAUUGUUCAUUGCGAUAUAAAGCCUGAAAAUGUGCUCCUAGACGAUCAUUAUCAUGCUAAAGUCUCGGACUUUGGUUUAUCUAAGCUAAUGACUCGUGAGCAGAGUCACGUGUUCACGACUCUGAGGGGCACGAGGGGAUACCUUGCACCAGAGUGGAUCACAAACUAUGCGAUAUCAGAGAAGAGUGAUGUUUAUAGCUAUGGAAUGGUGUUGCUUGAGAUCAUUGGGGGAAGAAAAAGCUAUGACCCGACACAAACUUCAGAGAAAUCCCAUUAUCCGUCAUAUGCUUUUAAGAUGAUGGAAGAAGGGAAACUGAGAAGUAUCCUCGAUUCAAAGCUGAAGAUAGAUGAAGAGGAUGAGAGGGUAGCUAUUGCAAUCAAAGUUGCUUUGUGGUGCAUACAAGAUGAUAUGCACCUACGACCAGCCAUGUCGAAGGUAGUCCAAAUGCUUGAAGGUCUCUGUCCUGUUCCGACUCCACCGACUGUUUCUCAAAUGGGUUCUCAUUUGUUUUCAAAUUUCUUCAAACCUAUCAGCAGUGAGGGCACUUCAUCAGGGCCGUCAGAUUGCAACAGCGAUACUUAUCUUUCUGCUGUGCGGCUUUCAGGGCCAAGAUAGCAAUCAGUCAUCCAAGCAUACAACAAUCUUAUGCUUCAUGUUAUUGUAUAUAUAUUAGAUCACUCAAAUUUUGUAAUAUCUGUCACUACAAAGCUUGAAAUUUGUUUGCAAAUUCACUGCUUUAUUGCUCUGUAAAUGAAAAUAAUAAAAGCAUACAACAAUCUUUUUUCAUGAUA
Molecule: messenger RNA, 3308 nt
Organism: Camellia sinensis
Lineage: Eukaryota; Viridiplantae; Streptophyta; Magnoliopsida; Ericales; Theaceae
Source: RefSeq, a predicted model, not a curated record